Acaromyces ingoldii is the source of this 491-nucleotide messenger RNA. RefSeq lists its product as hypothetical. The record is from RefSeq and is a predicted model, not a curated record. The transcript has 2 exons. The coding region runs from base 5 to 355 and encodes 116 amino acids. NCBI's taxonomy places the organism in Eukaryota, Fungi, Basidiomycota, Exobasidiomycetes, Exobasidiales, Cryptobasidiaceae.
CCCGAUGACCCUUUCCUGGUUCCUUUCUGCUUUAUGUGUGCCCUUGGAGCGGGGCAACGAGAGCGCUAAGAUUUCCUUCGAUCUCCGCUUUAAUGCCACGUGUCUCGACUUCCAGGUAAUGAACGUCAUCCCAAUCGCGAGUGGCUUGCCAAUCAAUCCUUCAGAGGCACUGCGCGGCUCAUUUGCGUCGCGGACAGCUGGGACAGUAUGCAAUAAUGAGCAUACAAGUGGACUGUCUUCGUGGUACCUGACUCUCCUUUCAGGCUCCGAUCAUCGAUGCUUCAAUCUCAUAUCUCUGGCAGACGUUGGACGCAUCUCUAGGAGCUGGCGUAGCUUUUUGCAUCGCGAGGCCUGAAUUCAAUCUUGGAAGUCCCCUCGUGCAAAUAGGCUACCUCCAAGCGGCUUCUGCAGCUAGUAAUUGAGGGGUAAUUUUCGAGAAGUGGGCGGGGGAGCUGAGCUGCCUACUUCGACUACUAAUAAUGAUAGAAGCU